UAUAAAAACACUGGCCUACAAGAGUAACUUUACACAAAUACAGAGUUUUAGUACAUUUUGAAAUACAUGAUAUGAGUCAGUCUGCAAAACUUUAUUUCUCAUGUUUUUGCUCAUUUAUUUGUCAGAACCUAACUUUGAACAUUUAAGCUAAAAGGUUUCAGRAUGAAGAGGAGGAUGCAGCUCCACCUCCAGCAGUGAUGGCCCAUCAUGACCUGAAAAGGUCCAGGAGACUCCCUCUAAGGUUCUAUUGUUCCAGCAGACCUUAUAUCCAGAGUGGACCACUGCAGAUCUCUGUGGAAGCCCUGUGGUUUGUCUGCAGCCUGGUUCUCCAAGAACAAGAUGAGCAGCCCGGCUGAGAAGCUCAAACAUCGGCGUGUUCUUUUUGGUGCGAGGCCUCGGAAAGAAGCCUUCAGGAAAGCCAAAACAUACUUGGCAAAGAUCGCCCUCGUCCUCYAUGAUGCUCCGGACCAGAUGCUCAUGUUUCCACAGUUGAUGGAAAGGUUUGAGGCCCUGACUUCAGGAGACCAAAAACAUCUCAAGAGCAAAAUCAGACUCUGUUUAUCAACCAACAAAUGCUUCGUUGAGAUCCCAGGGACUCCGGACUCAAAGCAAAGCAGGAGGACCUGCUGGAAACUGGACUGCAGUCUGAUCACAGCAAAGAUGGCGCGUCACCACUUCGCCGGACUCYUGCCGUUCUUCCCAGAGCUGGCCUCCAAGGUGGGCCUCUGCACCACCACUACCUCCGCAGCAUCAGGGCCGUCGUCACCUGGAUCACCCUGUUCGCCACCGUCACGCCGGGCAUCACCCCCCCUGCCAGCGUCACCGUUAUCAGCAUCCACCACAACAUCAGAGACCUGCAGCUCCACUGAUUCUGACUCCAGCUGGAGUGGAAGCAGCGGCGAUGAGGACACUUUUCUCCUUCCUUGAGACGCAGAGGAAGAGUGAAGCUUUCCCGGCCGAACACGAACGUCUUCUGGCGAAAAGGCAAGAGGGCCAGGUAGAGGCAYGUGAGGCCUGGGAGCAGUGGGAGGCCAUGAGUAGGAGGCAGCAACUUGCUCAGGAUGAAGAUUACAGGAACAUAAUGGCCGAGCUUGUGGAGGUCAGMAGCAGCCAGCUCAACCCCACUGACUGACUUCAUUUCUGUUAGAUAAAAGUUUCUGCUUUGGCUUCUCUGCAUUUCCAAAAAUAAACUUUGUGCUUCUUCUAUUGCA
Molecule: messenger RNA, 1211 nt
Organism: Austrofundulus limnaeus
Lineage: Eukaryota; Metazoa; Chordata; Actinopteri; Cyprinodontiformes; Rivulidae
Exons: 4
Coding region: 340-927 (195 amino acids)
Biological process (GO): regulation of DNA-templated transcription
Molecular function (GO): sequence-specific DNA binding; DNA-binding transcription factor activity
Source: RefSeq, a predicted model, not a curated record